GUCAACUAGUAAUACCAAUACUACCAAUUUGGUCAAUUCCUCUUCAUAAUACAGUUACUCAUUGGCCAAACGAAUUGGCACCAAUCUAGUUUUUCCCAUUUUCCCAAACUAAACACAAAUAUUAUCACACUCUUCACUCUUCACUUCAUCUUUCGAUUCCAACAACAACUUUCCCAACGUCAUGGCCAUGGCUGGAUCAGGAACUCUCACUCUCUCACAAUUCUCACUUCAUAGACCAAUUUCAUUCCCCACAAAUAAACUACAAAGGACACGAAUUUGCAUUAGAGCCGUCUCAGGAGAUACAGAAACCACUUCAACAUCACUGUCAUUUUCUCCCCCUCCAAAUUUCAAGCCUCCUGAACCUAAACCCUUUAAAAUGAGACCUGAUAAAAAAAGUGAACUGCUUUCAGCUGUGCUUCCUUUGAUCAUUCGCCUUGCUACUGGAGUUUUCGCUUCUGGGUAUUCUUUCUCAUUCGUUUCUAAGGAUAAAUUUCCACCAAAUGAAUAUGCUUUGGAACUUUCAGGCACUAUGCUAAAAGAAACAUCAAAGAUAGGUGCUCGACCAGAAAAGCCAAUUGAGAUAUACGAAUUUGAAAGCUGCCCAUUUUGUCGGAAGGUUAGAGAAAUAGUUGCUAUUUUGGACCUUGAUGUUCUUUUCUAUCCUUGUCCUAGAAACGGUCCAAACUUUCGACCAAAAGUUGUUCAGUUGGGUGGUAAACAACAGUUCCCUUACAUGGUUGACCCAAACACUGGUGUUUCAAUGUAUGAAUCAGAUGACAUAAUUCGGUAUUUGGUUGGCACAUAUGGUGAUGGAAAUAUUCCUCUUACUUUAUCACUCGGAUUUUUAACGAACUUGACUUGUGGUCUUGCUAUGCUUAGUCGGAUUACAAAGGGAACAAAAUAUACUCCGGCAAAGUUACCACCAAAGCCACUUAAAUUAUGGGCUUAUGAGGGAUCUCCUUUCUGCAAAAUCGUACGCGAAGUACUUGUGGAAUUGGAGCUGCCACAUUUGCUUGUCAAUUGUGCUAGAGGUAGCCCAAAACGACAAAUACUAUAUGAGAAAGUAGGGCAUUUCCAGGUACCUUUUUUGGAAGAUCCAAACACAGGGAUAGAAAUGUUUGAAAGUGCUGAAAUUAUAGAGUACCUUAGAGCAACUUAUACUCUUUAGUGAUGCCUUUGCAUGUCGCAAACACUAUCAUCCUCUUGUGAGAUUUAAAUUCGUUCUUCUUACACAUGUAAAUCAACUUAUUACUUUAUCAAAAAUAUCAAAUAGUGGAUUCAAUUGCCUCAGCAAUAAAGUUAAACAAUGGGUUGAGGUGCUUAAUGUAAUAAAAUUGUGGGUUACAAAGUGUAUACGUACAUUAUUGACCUGCUUGGGCCAUUUACUAUACAACCUUUGAAUAUAAUUUUCC
Messenger RNA from Cicer arietinum (chickpea), 1412 nucleotides. RefSeq lists its product as uncharacterized. NCBI's taxonomy places the organism in Eukaryota, Viridiplantae, Streptophyta, Magnoliopsida, Fabales, Fabaceae. Gene Ontology annotation, cellular component: chloroplast. The record is from RefSeq and is a predicted model, not a curated record.